AUGCUCAGGUCAGAGAAGGAGCAGUGUUCGGAAGCAGUCCCAAAGUUUGACGUUGAAGCAACGCAUUGGAUUGAUCUGUUUGUUGAUUUUAUGUUACAGAACAAGCCAUGCAUUUUGAAAAGCACGGCGACGAGGAACUGGAAGAGCAGGAAAGAAUGGGUGCUAGAAAAUUAUAAUAAUAACCAGACGCCAAACUUUGAUUAUUUUUCCACAAAUUACGGGGAACUUAUCGCGCCACUGGCUGACGAAGAAGCGGAAGAACGGACUGAUACACGGGUUUCAGAAUACAUGCAGUAUGCAAAGGAAACGGGCAGUCGCAGAAAUAUAAGAUACCUUAAAGAUUGGCAUUUCCAAAACCAAAGUGGUAGUGCUCCUGGUUGUGACUUGGGAGAUUCCGGAACAUCCUAUGAAUUCUAUGAUCUACAGUCAUUCCUUAAUUUUGAUUGGAUAAACAAUGAGCAGUGGUCCGGUGAUAAGAAUUGUUUUGGGGAUUAUCGUUUUGUGUACUUUGGUGUUAAAGAUAGUUGGACUGUUUUACACUCCGAUGUCAUGAGCUCUUAUAGUUGGUCAGCUAACAUUUGUGGUAGAAAGUUAUGGUAUUUUGUACCUAUUGGAAAUGAAGAGUAUUUCAAGAUAUGCCGUGAUACUUAUGUGCGCGACAUCAGGACAAUGCCUGAUAAAUGGGAAGCCGCAAAAAUUAUAUCUUUUAUUCAGGAGCCAGGGGAAAUCGUCUUUGUGCCUUCUAAUUGGUACCAUCAAGUUCACAAUCUGGGUGAUGCCGUAUCUAUCAACCACAAUUUUUUCAAUGCUUCUAAUAUAAAUCGCGCAUUUUCAAUGGUGUGUGAAAGGCUUAAAGAUGUUUGUAAAGAGAUAGAGGACGUCAGAGGAGUUUUUACGAAGGAGGAAUUUGAAAACCAAUGUCAAGUAACUGUUGCUUGUGAAAAAAACAAAAGACUAAAACUGCUAAAAAACUUCUUUGCCAUCACCAUUUUCAUAUACCUACUUGUAAAUCACGAACGCGACGACAUUGUUUUCCAGAUGAUCUUAAAGGCAGACAUUCGUAUAAAUUUCCAAAUGCUCCUCGAUUUAGUUAAACUUGUAGUGGCCGACCGGCAAAAGAAGGUAGACCAGUGCUGGAUAUGUUGCAGACACCCAAUAAUUUUUGACUGUAAAAAGGAUAGACGGUGUAUGGAAUACAUGAAAUCUUACGUGAAAUGCCGAUGUGAAUGUAGUGGGCCGCAAUUAUGCAAAAGUUGCACCCGUUUUAUCAACAUGUAUGAACUUACGUGCGCCUCGCAAUGCUGCAGCAUGAUACAACAUUACGCAGAAUAA
This is a messenger RNA of Enterobius vermicularis (human pinworm), 1332 nucleotides long. Lineage: Eukaryota; Metazoa; Nematoda; Chromadorea; Rhabditida; Oxyuridae. The record is from the annotation of a GenBank genome assembly.